AGAAGCAUCGCCUUUAUUCUUACACUCCGCGAAUUAACAUGAAAACCUCAGUUUUAUUCUUCAUCCUCCCUGGAAUUAUAAUAGGUUUAAUUGAUGGAUCUGGUGUGUUACCAGAUGGUCCUCUGAAUGCCUCGGUUGGAGGGACAGUAACGUUCACAACAAACUUGAAUCCAACAGAAACACCAUUUGUAUUUGUCAACUGGCAGUUUGAUCCUGAUUUUAGACCUGAUCACAUAAUUAUAUCACUGACUACUGGAGACACAACUGCACCAGGAUAUGAAGGCAGGAUCACUCUCUUCAGAUCAACUGGAUCUCUGGAACUCAGGAAUCUGGAACUCAGUGACAGUGGAGAUUACAUAGUAUCCAUUCAAGAUGGAAUAAAUCAAAAGAUAGGAAGAACUAAACUGAAUGUUUAUGAACCAGUUUCCAUUGUCAGAGUCCCCCCACUAAGUGCAGACCUGAUUGAGUUCAACAGCUCUGUCAGUCUGUUCUGCUCCUCCUCUGGAUCUUCUCUUUCCUUCCUCUGGAUGAAAGAUAACUCUCAGGUCACAGCCAGCGACAGAGUUCAGAUCUCUACAAAUGAAGAAAACUCCACUCUGACUAUAGUCAAUGUGACCCGAAAUGACCAGGGAUCAUUCACCUGCCAUGUGUCCAAUCCUGCCAGUUCUAUCAUCAGUGAUCCAGUAAACAUCUCUGUUAGUUAUGGUCCGGAUAAUGUACAAAUAGAAGUGUAUCCAUCACAGGAACAUCAUGAGAUUGGGUCAACCAUUAAUCUGACCUGCUCUGCUGACUCAUCACCUUCUGCUGAAUAUCAGUGGUUUCUGAAUGGAGACAAGUUGACCAGUAGCGGUCCAUUGCUCAGACUGAUGAAUAUCCAGAUGAGUCAGAGUGGAAACUACAGCUGUCAGGUCUUUAACAGCAAAACUCUGAGAUAUCAAACAUCUCAACCUUCACCAAUCUCUGUACAUGAGCGAGUCUCUAAUGUAAAGGUUACUCAAGACGUUACCCACUUGAUUGAGUUCAGUGGGUCUGUCAGCUUCUCCUGCUCCUCCUCUGGAUCUUCUCUCUCCUUCCUCUGGAUGAACAGCAGCUCUGAGGUUUCAGUCAGUGACAGAGUUCAGAUCACUAAUAUCACUGAUGGAGGAUCCAAGCUGAAUAUAAUUAAUGUAACACGAUAUGAUGAUGGAUCUUACAGCUGCAAGGUGUCCAAUCCUGUCAGUAAUGACAGCAGUGAUCCUGCAAACGUCUCUGUCAGCUAUGGCCCAGAGAAGAUCAACUUAAAAUUACAAUCUCAGAAAUAUCCAGAAGGGUCAAACAUCCAUCUGUCUUGUUCAGCUGACUCCAGACCUAAUGCCACUUUUGAAUGGUUCUUUAAUGGAAACUUGUCUGGUUCUGGAUCUGAGCUCCAACUCAUCAAUGUUCAGAAGGAUCAGAGUGGAAACUACAGCUGUCGGGCCUUUAACAAUAUAACCUCAAGAUAUCAAACAUCUCAAGUUUCAGCUAUCUCUAUAGUGGAUGCUAGUAAACCUGGAGGUCUCGCUGGUGGUGCCAUUGCUGGAAUAAUAAUUGCAUGUUUGUUAGUUGUUGCUGCAGGAGCUGCUGGAGGCUAUUUCAUCUACAAAAGAAGAGAAAAUGUGAAACCUGCAUCACAUUUAGGCACAACAGAGCAACAACAUGAUUAUGAAAACAUGCCAAGAAUAAAGAAAAGUAAGGAAGAAGGUCAUGUUUAUGAGAAUUUUGCAGCUACACAAAGAAGUAAAGAACCAGAACAUGUGUAUGAGGAAAUGGCACAACCGUGCUACGACUCUACGUAUGCGCUUUCCAACCUCUCCCACAUUCAGUCAGCUAGUCAGCUGCCUCCCGUCCGCCUGCAAGCCCUGUCCUGCAGUCCCCAAUUCAGCUCGCUGGCGCACCUUCCGAUUAUCUUAGCCCUCUUUCAGAACCAAAUGCAGGGAGUGUCCCUCACCUGCCGGCUGCGCUCCUGCGUCCUCUGCCAUCCGCCUGGCUCCCCGUUCCGGCUCACCGUGGUCAGCUGCUACGGCUCACUGGUGCUGUCAACCUGCAGCCAAGCGCUGGUUGUCUCCACGAUCCGCCGUGGCUCCAUUGACGCACGUCGGCUCUUCCUCCUCGUCCCAUCAUGGACUCGAUCCGUUGCCCGAUCUUCUCUACCAGUCCACCUCCAGGAGAAAACCGAAAUCAGAUCACUACGCUCACCUCCGCGUAGCUCAGCUCGCAGCUGGCUCUUCAGCCUCAUCAACCGGGAACUUCGUUACGCCCAUCGGGCGUCGUCUAGCUGGUGGAGACACCCUACGGGCUCUGCGUUGUGUCAUGUUGUAUGUGUGAAGAAUAGGCGCCGCAACUUCUGCCGCCCGUUCAAGGCGUCCCCACAGCUUCCCUCCUUCAGCUCUGUCGCUGGUCCUCCUCAGCCUUCUAGUCUUACAUCAGACCGGAUCUCUCAACCAUACUCGAAGCUCAAAGUUCCAUUUCUGCAGGUGAGCAUCUCGUCAUAUAUGGUGGUGGAGCGUUUCGCCAUUUCUAACAUCUCAUUCUGCCUAGGAGAUCCGGCCGGACCAUCGGUCCUCAGCCCUCGGCUCGACAGCAGCCAUUCCAUCCUCCACAGGUCACCAAGCGUCUAUCAGACUGCAGGCCCCGCCAACGCGCCGCGCCUAACAAGUCUCGCCAGACUGCAGGCCACGACUGGCGCCUAUCAGUUCGGCAGACUGCAGGCCCUACCGACGCCUAUCAAUCCUGCCCUGACCGGCGCCUAUCAGUCUGGCAGAUUGCAGGCCCCGACCGACGCCUAUCAGUCUCGCCUGGCUGCAGGCCUGAACUACGCCUAUCAGUCUCGCCCUGACCGACGCCUAUCAGUCGCGCCGUGCUGCAGGCCGACCUCGCCUAUCAGUCUCGUCAGACUGCAGGCCCUGACAGCGCCUAUCAGUUCGGCAGGCUGCAGGCUAACCGACACCUAUCAAUCUUCCCGUCAGACUGCAGGUCAGUCAGGCCUCGGCCCGGCUCCCUCUUUUGGGGGGAAGACUAUCCGAGCUCGCCGAGCAGACCGCCUGCUCACGGCGAUCCUCGGCUCGAGUCUUCUGCGGGUCCGGCGCCAAAAGAAUUCCGACAGGCAGCCAAAGUCCCAGCAAAAAGACAGGAGAACGGAUUUAUCCCGGGCCGGUUUAUCUGAAGAAGAUGACAAGUUCACAGAUUUUCUCAGUGCAUUAAUUGAAGAGCCAGUACAGGUGGUGGGAGUAAUACCCCAAAGAGUGGACAUAAAUGAGUUUAAUGGUUCCUUGCAUUUGCACUGCUCCUUCAUUGGUAAUGCUACCAAAAUCCAGUGGUUGAAAGGCAGCUCUGACUUCAUUCAGAUCAGUGGUGCAGAACCCAAUCUGACUAUACCCAAUGUGACCCGCGCCGACCAUGGAUCCUACAGGUGUAAUGUGUCUAACUCUGUGAGUUUUGACAUCAGUGAACCAGCAGAAGUCUUCAUUAACUAUGGGCCAGAGGACAUAGAACUGAAGGUCUCUCCAUCAGGACCGCACCACGAAGGAUCAAACGUCCUUCUGACCUGUUCAGUUCAGUCCAGACCUUCUCCUGAGUUUCUGUGGUUUCUGAAUGAAGAUCGUCUGUCUAACACCAAACCAGACCUCAGAUUGAGCAACAUUCAGACAAAUCAAGAUGGAAACUACAGCUGUCAAGCCUUUAACAGGAGAACGCUGAAAACGCAAACGUCUCAACCUUUACUUGUCCCAGUAAUUGAACGCGUCUCCAGUGUUGUGGUGGCAUCAGAUGCCACAGACCUGGUUGAGUUCAACAGCUCUGUCCGUCUCUCCUGCUCUGCAUCUGGGUUUUCUCCUCAUUACUUCUGGAUGAACAACGGGUCUGAAGUGACAUCCAGCGACAGAGUCCAGAUCACUGAUGGAGGAUCCACUCUGACUAUCGCCAAGGUGGCCCGGCCUGAUCUGAACCUACUGAGGUGUCAUGCGUUCAACUACUUCAGUGAGGAAUUCAGUGAUCCAGUUAACAUCUCCAUCUUUUAUGGACCAGAACUAGUCGAACUGACCGUCGUUCCAUCUCAGGAACACUAUAAGGAAGGCUCAGACGUCACGUUGAGCUGCUCAGCUGUUUCCAAUCCUCCUGCAGAGUUUCAGUGGUUAAUUAAUGAAAACCUGCUGCCUCAUUCUGGACCAGAACUCAGACUGAUCAAUGUUGAAGCAAAUCAGACUGGAAACUACAGCUGUCAGGCCUUCAACAAGGAAACUCUGGUUUAUCAAACAUCUCAGCUUUCUGUCAUCUCUGUAGUAGUGGAUUAUGUAGAGUCUGGAGGUCUCUCUGCCGGAGCCAUUGCUGGAAUUGUGAUCGCAUGUUUAGUUGCAGUUGCAGUUGCCAUUGUUGCUGGAAUCUAUUUCCUUUAUAGAAGAAAAAAAAAUGUCAAACCCAAACCUAAAAACGACAAAAAACCUGAGCCUAGUAACCAGCAGGGGGAGCAUCCAUAUCAAAUGGAUGUCACAGACUUAAGACCUGAGCCUAGGAACUGGCAAGCGGAGCGUUCAAAUCAAAUGGCUGUCACAGACACAAGACCUGAGCCUAGCAACAGGUGGGGGGGUCAUUCGCAUCAACCAGGUUAUCCAAACAGAAGAAUCAUGAAACAACACAACCAGCUGGAGGAAGGGGAAUGACUCUGUGUUUUACAUUUAAAUUGACUGUUUGUUUUUUUUAUUAUUGUAUAUUUACUGGUUCUUUUUUCCUGCUGUUAUGUUUAAUAGAUUGAUAAAGAUAAAUAAAAUUUACACACACUAAAGGACUGCCAAUAAUGUGUAUAAAUAGGUAAAUUAUUGUUUUGAAAGCCACAAUAAUGAAAACAUUUCAUAAGUCUUUAAUAAAUCUUAAUUAAGUAUGACAUCAAUACCCUUUGAAAAAAUCUGUCUAUUCAUUUUUAUAUAUACUAAUAGUACUACUACUAUUAACAUAUAAAGUAUAUAUAUAUUAAUAGUGAAUGUAAGCAUGCAUUACUUAUAUUCACAGAGCUUUUUUUUUAAAACAUAAGGGGCUUUGGUUCAGUCUCCAAAAGCACCAAAUUGUCUCUCUCUAGUGGUUAAAAUCCACAUGACGCUCAAUUAGACACUUUUUCACACUUAGAAGUUUGAAAAGAUGCCAGGUGUGGGUGGGAGUGGAGAAUAGAUGUUAAUUUGUUUUUCUCAUGAAUAAGAUAAUGUUUUCAUGGACUUUAUGGAACGUCUGUUUCUUGUUGAAAGCUCUGAAUUUCGCAGUUUUAGAUUUUGAACCAGAAAUAAUCACAGAGAAAAUUAUACAGUUUAUUUCAACACCUUAACCAUUAACCAUCUCUGGCGGAGUUACAUAUAAAUUAUAUUGUAACACAACACUUUGAUUUAAUACACUUCCUACUCACAUUUAAUUUAAUAUUUUUAAAAAGUAUUGAAGUCAGUCAAGCAGCAAAUUAUUGAUUACUUUGUUCAAGCACUUUGCUGGCUACUGGUUGUUGUGUUCAUUUAUUUAACUAUUUAUCAUUUGCUUUUCCUGAUCCUCAAAUAUUAUGCAUAGUCUGUUAUCUGCAGUGAGUUUGAAUAUUGUUGUUUUUUUAUUUUACAGACAAAAAAUAUUGAA
Gambusia affinis (western mosquitofish) is the source of this 5619-nucleotide messenger RNA. Its product is annotated as titin-like. The record is from RefSeq and is a predicted model, not a curated record. NCBI's taxonomy places the organism in Eukaryota, Metazoa, Chordata, Actinopteri, Cyprinodontiformes, Poeciliidae. Bases 39 to 4673 code for a protein of 1544 amino acids. The transcript has 29 exons.